Messenger RNA from Archocentrus centrarchus (flier cichlid), 4057 nucleotides. RefSeq names its product DENN/MADD domain containing 2C (gene dennd2c). The transcript has 19 exons. The record is from RefSeq and is a predicted model, not a curated record. Lineage: Eukaryota; Metazoa; Chordata; Actinopteri; Cichliformes; Cichlidae. Bases 551 to 3355 code for a protein of 934 amino acids.
UUUAUGGCUGACUUAACGCUAAUUGUCCAAAGACGGAGCUCGAGGAGUGUUCUGCUUUAGCAGCUUUGCUCUCCUCUGUGGCCACUUUCUUUGUUGUUGCUGCUGCUGUUUUGAGUUAUUAGUAGAAACGGCACGUUUUUUCUUUUACCCCAUGAAGUUUUCGUCCUAAUAAGUUAGGUGUAGCAGUCUGCGGGCCGCUUCUUCGGAGCAGCGUUAGCCUUUCUGACGUUAUUGAGAGCUCUCCAGAUUGAACGAUGAGACCGAGCGCACUCGGAUUUGAUAUGUGGUUUUUAUUUUAUCGAAAAGAAAAAGAGGAAAGAACAUGAGUCUUGCUCAUACUUUGGUUGUUUAUAAAAUGAGACAAAGGGAAAAUGAUACUCUGCCACCACACAAAGACAUGAAGACAGAAAGGAAGCAACAAUAAACUUUGUGGCACUUUUGAUUUUGGUGACAGUUUAUGGAUAAUUAACAAUAAGAACAUUUUUCUGUCCUUUGUGGGGAAAUCCUUGAUGCAUUUAUCUAUGGAGUAUUCGGGAUGAGCUGACACAAUAUGCUGGCUCUCAGACCGGAGCAGGGGAGCUGUGGGGUUGGUGAGGUUGUGCUGAAGAAUGAGACCCCCACAGCCAGGCAAGGAAGGCCACAAAUGAGGACACCUUCUCACAAGCAAGUCAUUAAUAUCAAGGAGAAGAUCUCACAGUGGGAAGGUCUCAGUCAGCAGGGCAGCAGCCAUGAUACCGGAGGAAAAGUGCAUCCUCCGACUAUAUCUCGGACUCUGUCUGCAGAUCUCUUAGGUAACGGAUGUUCCAGUGAGAGCUGGAGAGGGGGUCUUCAUGCAAAAGCCAACCUGUCCAAAACAAAGAACUUAGAAUUUGAUUUUCAGGGAUCCCCAGCAAAGGCUGAGCACAGAGUGGUUGGCAGGAAGUCAGAACCGUUGCACAGUGGUUCCACUGAAUUACCAACUACAUUGCCAGGAAAUAAAACACUUUCAACACAAAUACUUGCAUCUCCCAAAGUGGAGGCUAAUACCGCUAUCUCUGCAGGUAAACAAAUCAUUACUGCCAAUGGUGACCAAAGAAUGGGUCAUAUCUUGGAUGCUGAAGUAGUUUCUAAACCUCUACCUCUGUCAACUGAUGACCUAGAAGACAAUAUGCCUGCUGGUAACUUCUACACUUCCCGGGGUUUCUGGCGGAAGCUUGAGGGGAACAGACUGCUCUGGGAGAAAGGCAGGGAAUCAUCAGGUGAAGCUCAUCCCCCUCCCAAACCUCAACGGACAUUCCAGUAUCGAGGAGCCAAGAACAGCAACAACGCAAACUACAUGGUGCAAUGGGACAACAGAUCCCCUCAUAACAAUCACUCCAGCAUAAGAAGCAGGAGGGUAACUCAUCCACCAAACUUCCCACCUCCUCCAUGUCCAGUUGGAAAGACAGAAGGACUUUCGAGACACAAAAAGAACAGGAAGUCCUUUGAGUACGAGGAUGCGGCACGUCUGACAGCAGAGCAAGGCCCUCGGGCAGAUGAUGCCCUUUACCAUGCCUACUCUGAUGACAAUAUUUACGAGGACAUCGUCUGUGACGUGACCAGAGAUAGCCCCUAUGAGGAUGUCAAGCUAUCUCCCAUGUGUCUCCCUAUUGCAAGGCCCCCUCUCCCAAAGUUGCCUCCUAAACCACAAACAUUGCAUGGCUAUGCUAACAAAGGGGAGAGGAGGGGGUGUCAAGCAGUGUCCAAAUCUUCAACCCUUGCAGACAGUCCCAAGCCAGCUGGACCCCGGCGUGCAAGCACUCAAAAAAUGCUCAGGACACCUCAGUAUGUCAACAAGAUUGAGACCAUCUUUGAUGACAAGCGAGGGAGGAAGCGAGUGAAGAACCAAGGAAUCUUGGUGCGAGCAGAGGAGACCAGUGGGACUGAGAGCGACCCAGAGGAAAGCACCAAAGGCUCCAGGAGAUCAGUUUACAUCCAGUCUACAUUGAAACGUCGGCCAGGCUACCGCACCCUGGAGAGAGACUUGAUCCAGAUGCAGCAGCAGCAGCUUUUCCAGAUCUUCGUGGUGGUGUCACUAAGAAAAGGCUCCCAGGGCAACACCUACUCCCCUGAAAUUACACAACAGUUCCCCAAAAUGUUUGAGAAGUCAUCCCGGCUCUCCAGAGAAGCUGAGGAUCAGCUGAAGGUCAUUCCCAAGUUCUGCUUCCCCGAUUCUCAGGACUGGAAACCUUCUGCACAGAUACCAAGUGAGACUUUCUCCUUUGUUCUGACUGGUGAAGAUGGCAGCCGCUGGUUUUGUUACUGCCGUAAGAUCCUGCCCAGUGGAAAGGGGAAGAGACUUCCUGAGGUGCACUGUAUUGUCAGCAAGCUGGGCUGUUUCAAUCUUUUUGCAAAGAUUCUGGAGGAGGUGGAGAGGCGUAGAGAAAUUUCUCCAGCACUCGUGUACCCUUUUAUGCGUAGUGUGAUGGAAGCUCCUUUUCCAGCCCCCGGACGCACAGUUACCGUCAAGAGCUUCCUCCCUGGCUCUGGGAAUGAGGUACUGACUUUAUGCCGACCUGUGGACUCUAGACUGGAGCAUGUGGACUUUGACAGUCUGCUGGAGUGUCUCAGUGUUGGAAACCUCCUGCAGGUUUUCGCCUCCCUUCUGCUUGAGAGGAGGGUCAUCUUCGUCGCUGAGAAGCUCAGCGUGUUGUCACGCUGCAGCCACGCAGUCCUGGCGCUGCUCUACCCGUUCACUUGGCAGCACACUUUCGUGCCCGUGUUACCGGCCAGCAUGCUGGACAUCAGCUGUUCCCCCACCCCGUUCCUCAUUGGGGUGCUGGCACCCUGCCUGCCACAGCUGCUGGAGCUGCCUAUUGAAGAGGUGCUCAUAGUAGAUCUGUGUGCAAACAAGUUUGUCAUUCAGCUGGGCGAUGAAGACUGCAUCCUGCCCAGCAAACUGCAGGCGGCGCUGCAGCAGAUCCUGGAGGAGAGGGAAGAUAUUCUGAGACAGGAAACUGGAAACACGUGUGAAAACCAGCCAGCUGAGUUGAGCUCCUUGGUGUCAGAGGGUUUUGUGCGGUUCUUUGUGGAGCUGGUGGGACACUAUCCUCUCCACAUGGUUGAGUCCUCCAACGGAAACAAGGAGCUCCAGCGGGACAGUUUCCGCAAAUCUCAUCCCUCCCGGGGAGUUCGCCAGUUCCUGCAGCUCUUCAUGGACACCCAGAUGUUUGCCGGUUUCAUUCAGGACAAGGAGCUGCGCAAGGGAGGAGGAAGAGGUCUCUUUGAAACCAGAGUGGCCGAGUAUCUGGAUUCAUGCUCUGAGCCUGAGCCAAGUGGUGUGAACAAAUUUCUUAAAGGAUUGGGAAACAAGAUGAAGCUCCUGCAAAUGAAAUGAACAGAGACCAACAUGAAAUUAAAGACAGAACUCUGUUGCUGCUGGACUGAGAAAUUGCCAUGGAUGUGAAAGUCUUCUGUCAGGAGGUGGCAGGGACAAAGAAGACUCGAUGUGGAGGACCAGUCUCAUCUUAUAGCCAUGAACUCAUGUUUGAGACCAGAAAACUGGAUUUAAAAAAAAAAAAAAAAUUCUCUGGUACUUUUGAGGCCAUGAGAAUCAGGCAUUGUGUCUUUGUGAAACUGCGAAAAGAUUCCAUCUACAUCAACCUGAACAUGUAGUUGUAACUACUUUCUCCAUUUAUAUGGAAACUUGUUUACUUACCACUUUGCUAACAUUGGAAUCAAUCUUACAUUUCUUACAUCAAGUACUUUACAAAAUUUAGUUUUUGUGUAUGAAUCCGACCUGGGAGAUCUUGUUUCUUAUACAUGUGAUGUAAAUAACAUUCCCAUUGCUGCCAUUCUUUCACUGCAAACUUUGACACCGUGUCUGUGGCGUUUCUAGUGUGGGCUGAAUACCUGUGAUCAGAACAUUUCAGUGUUUCCAGGUUAAACCUCACUCAGAUCAAUCUUUUUAUACCUUUUUCUUUCUGGGUUUCUUUCUGUUAACUGGAAUUGUAAAUAUUUUUUCUUUGGACAUUUUGCACAUGAUCAGAACCAGUGUACAGUAUUUGGAAUAUUUUUGUAUUAAAGCAUGACACAUCAU